This is a messenger RNA of Varanus komodoensis (Komodo dragon), 807 nucleotides long. It is a transcript of the gene PRG4, whose product is annotated as proteoglycan 4. The coding region runs from base 1 to 807 and encodes 268 amino acids. The transcript is spliced from 6 exons. The record is from RefSeq and is a predicted model, not a curated record. NCBI's taxonomy places the organism in Eukaryota, Metazoa, Chordata, Lepidosauria, Squamata, Varanidae.
AUGAAUCUGUGCAACCGGCAGCCGGCCGAUGGAAUAGUCCCUUUACAAAAUGGAUCACUAGCUGUAUUCAGAGGUCAUUACUACUGGCUGCUGGAUGGAGAGAACGCACCGUCACCUUCACCACGCAAAAUCACCGAGGUGUGGGGCAUCCCUUCCCCCAUUGACACAGUCUUCUCUAGAUGCAAUUGUGAUGGCAAAACUUUCUUUUUCAAGGAUUCGCAGUACUGGCGCUUCACCAAUGAUAAAAUGGAUGAGCAUUAUCCCAAGCCAAUUAUAAAAGGAUUUGGAGGACUGAAUGGGAAAAUUGUAACAGCUCUCUCGGUGGGUAAACACAGGAACAGGCCAGAAUCUGUAUAUUUCUUCAAAAAAGGGGGUGGCCUCCAGCAAUAUACCUACAAACAAGAAGGAACAAAGAAGUGCAAGAAGAAAGUCAGGACUGUGAAAUAUCCAAUGUAUAAACCAAAGGCUGUGAUUAGGAAGAGGCGGCGCUUUGAACGUGCAGUGAGACCUCAUCAGAUUUUCCGCAGCAUCAGAAUCAAACACUACCCAGUUGUUCAGAUCAGCCAUUAUCCAACAGGAGUGCUACAGCCAGAGGUCCAAGUUGCAUCAUACUGGAGAGGAUUCCCAAAGGAAAUCAAUUCGGUCAUCUCAAUCCCGAACGAUCAGAAGCCAGAUGGCUAUGACUACUAUGCUUUCUCUAAAGAUCAGUACUACCACGUGGAUGUAGGAAGCCGAAUAGCAAGACCAGUCACACAGCACACAGGACAGACCGUGUCCAGCGCCUGGUACAAGUGUCCUCUGGAGUGA